UCCCGCCCAUGACCAGAAUCAUCCUCGUGAUUGCCUGUAGCCAUUCACAGUCUGGUGCUGUGGACGCGCAAUGUCGCGUUGCCGCGCACGUUCAGUUUGAAUCAUUUGAACGGGCACGAGCACGUGCGCGCACCCGUAUUCUUUGUGUGGCAACAUAGAGAAGCGCCAAAAGAGUGACCAUGGCUGAUGAAAAACCAAAGGAAGCAGUCAAGACAGAAAGCAACGAACACAUAAACCUGAAGGUAGCAGGUCAGGAUGGAUCUAUAGUGCAGUUCAAGAUCAAAAGACACACGCCGCUCAUCAAACUCAUGAAGGCCUACUGCGAUAGACAGGGACUGGCAAUGCGGCAAAUCAGGUUCAGAUUCGAUGGACAGCCAAUAAAUGAGACGGACACACCAUCACAGUUGGAAAUGGAAGAUGAAGAUACAAUUGAUGUGUUUCAACAACAGACAGGAGGCCUCAUAUAAUCAACAUGUUUCACCAUUUUCCUCCAUGAUAUAACAAACCAUCCGGGCCUGGGAUUCUCAGCAGCUGCUUCUUUGCAACUUUUCCUAUUGUCUCAACACGAUUCCAUGGAGAAGAGGUUUCUCUGCUUCAAACAACUGCUGUAUAGUAUUUGAAUUAUUGCCCUUGUUACUUUUCUGUUUUUGUACAUAAACCACACCCAGGUUAUGUUUGUUCAUGCUGUAUUGUGGUAAAUGUUAAGGACUUCUUCUGUAAGGUUGCAGACAUAUAGGACUGUUAAUAGAGUAAGAAUUAAUAAAGCUAAUUUUACUGGUCAAUUGACUUUGGGCUGGGCUUGGUUAGUGUCCAGAAAAUCUGUUUUUAAACUGUACUAUUUUGGGAAUGGCAAUCAGUCUACACAGUUUGGGAUUAGGGCUUUGGUUUCUGUUACUUUUAGAAGAAAUCUUUGAUUUUAUAAUUUUUUAUAUAGUAGUGAAUGUAUAGAGAAAUGUUUGAUUAAUCGUUCGAGUAGGCCAUGCUUCACAUUUUGGGAAGCCUGAAGAGAUCUCUCAGUUAAAUAAACGUCUGUUU
Molecule: messenger RNA, 1035 nt
Organism: Etheostoma cragini (Arkansas darter)
Lineage: Eukaryota; Metazoa; Chordata; Actinopteri; Perciformes; Percidae
Product: small ubiquitin-related modifier 2-like
Exons: 4
Coding region: 180-467 (95 amino acids)
Biological process (GO): protein sumoylation
Cellular component (GO): nucleus
Molecular function (GO): protein tag activity; ubiquitin-like protein ligase binding
Source: RefSeq, a predicted model, not a curated record